AUGCGCAAGCCCCUGAACGGGUAUCUGCCGAUCGAAAACUACGGCAUCAUCGGCAACAUGCACACCACGGCGCUGGUGGGCCUCGACGGCUCAGUGGACUUUCUCUGCUGGCCCGAGUUUGACAGUCCGUCGGUGUUCUGCCGGAUGCUGGACAAGACCAAGGGCGGGCACUUCUCCAUCACGCCAACGACCCCCGACAUGUCGAGCAAGCAGCAGUACCUGCCGUUCUCCAAUGUCCUGGUGACCAAGUUUCUGAGCGAAGCCGGGGUCGGCCAGGUCACCGACUACAUGCAUCGGCCGAAGCCCGGGUCGCGCAGCCACAGCGUGAUGCUUCCCUGGCUGAUCCGCUCGGUCGACGUGAUCCGCGGUGAGCUCGAGUUCAGCGCUGAGUGCUUUCCGGCCUUCGACUAUGCACGUGCCAAGCACAAAAUGCAUAUCGACGAUACUGAGCACGACCAUAUGGAGAAUGCCGAGGAUGUGGCAGCGCAGACUGCAGUCCACCCAAUGGACCUGCGGUACGUUGUGGGCGCCAGCGCCGGCUGCCACGGCAUGGGCUUUGACUGGCAGCCGGUGGAUAACCCAAACGGGCUGGGCCAGGGCGUGCAGGCCAAGUUCCGGCUCCAAGAGGGUCAGCGUGUGACGUUCAUUUUCCGCACGCAGCCGGAGCCCAACACGGACUUCAUUGACCCACCCCUGUCGAUGCCACUGCUGGACGAGCUGCUGGAGGACACGCUGAUGUACUGGCUAAUGUGGAUCCGCAAGUGCAAGUACAGCGGGCGGUGGCUCGAGCACGUCGAGCGCAGUGCACUGAUGCUGAAGCUGCUGACGUACGAGCCGACUGGCGCCGUGGUGGCAGCACCGUCCUUUUCGUUGCCCGAGGCCAUUGGCGACUCGGGACGGAACUGGGACUACCGGUUCACGUGGGUGCGCGACUCAGCCUUCACCAUGUACGCCUUCAUGCGCCUGGGCCUGACCACCGAGGCCAAGAAAUACAUGGAGUUUGUCAGCAUGCUGUGCCGCGAAAAGAAGAACCCCGACGGGAGCCUGCAGAUAAUGUACACGCUGCGCGGCGGCCGCGAGAUGCCCGAGCUGAUCCUGCCGCACCUCGAGGGCUACCGCGAAUGUGCUCCUGUGCGUAUCGGCAAUGGCGCUGCCGACCACAUCCAGCUGGACAUCUACGGCGAGCUCCUGGAUGCCAUCUACCUGUACAACAAGUACGCGAAUCCGCUUUCCUACGAUGACUGGGUGGAGGUGCGCACUCUGGUGACCUAUGUCUGCAACAACUACGACCAGCCCGACAUGGGGAUCUGGGAGGUGCGCGGCCAGCGCCAGCACUUCACGUACUCCAAGGUGCAGUGCUGGGUGGCUGUCGACCGCGGCCUGCGGCUGGUGGACAAGCGCGAUUUCCCGUGCCCCGACCAGGCGCUGUGGAGCAGGACGCGCGACAAAAUCUACGAGGAGAUCAUGCAGCAUGCGUGGAAUCCGGAGAUGCGCAUAUUCACGCAGAGCUACGAGCACAAGGAGAUGCUUGAUGCUGCGGUGCUGGCCAUGCCGCUGGUGUUCUUUUGCGCGGCCACCGACCCGCGCUUUGUCAGCACCCUCAACCGCAUCAUGCUGCCGCCGCACAAGGGCGGGCUGUCGGCGAACAACCUGGUGUUCAGAUACAAUGCCAUCGAGACCGACGACGGGCUGUCGGGCGAGGAGGGCGCGUUUUCGCUGUGCACGUUCUGGCUGGCCGAGGCGUUGGCGCGCGCGAGCCCGGCGAACAAGACGAUGCUGUACAAGUCGCAGGUCAUCGUCGAGGAGAUGAUCACGUACGGGAACCACGUCGGGCUGUUCUCUGAGGAAAUCGACAAGGCCGGCAAGCACCUGGGCAACUUCCCGCAGGCAUUCACGCACAUUGCGCUGAUCUCGGCUGCAUUCAACGUCGAUCGGGAGCUAAAGAAAGUGCACAACUAA
This is a messenger RNA of Linderina pennispora, 1959 nucleotides long. RefSeq names its product glycoside hydrolase family 15 protein. Gene Ontology annotation, molecular function: hydrolase activity, hydrolyzing O-glycosyl compounds. NCBI's taxonomy places the organism in Eukaryota, Fungi, Kickxellomycota, Kickxellomycetes, Kickxellales, Kickxellaceae. Gene Ontology annotation, biological process: carbohydrate metabolic process. The record is from RefSeq and is a predicted model, not a curated record. The transcript is spliced from 2 exons. The coding region runs from base 1 to 1959 and encodes 652 amino acids.